UAAGUGGGGAGGUAGCCAAGUACAAACACCCGCAACAAAAUCUCACCAAGCACAACCGCAACAUGGCGCAACAACUGACGCUUUUCGACCUGCCCAGCAAGGGUCGCAACGCCGCAUGGUCGUAUAACCCAUGGAAGACGCGCCUGGCGCUUAAUUACAAAAACGUCGACUACAAGACCGAAUGGCUUGAAUAUCCAGACGUAGCGCCGACGCUCAAGGCGACGGGCCUGGCGCCCAACCCCGGCGACGACGACACGCCCUACACGAUCCCCGCGGUGCGCUUGCCGUCGGGCGAGGUCAUCAUGGACAGCGCCAAAAUUGCCCCCAAGCUCGAGGAGCUGUACCCGGAGCCGUCGCUGCACCUGGACUCGGGCUAUAGCGAGAAGCUGGCCCAGAUCUUCCCCGAGGCCGUGGGCGCGCUGCGCUUCGUCCUGAUCCCCCGUGUCCCUGGCUCGCUCCUGAACGAGCGCAGCGCCGAGUACUUCUAUCGCACCCGCAAGGAGAACUUUGGUGUUCCUUUGGAUGUGCUCGAGAAGGAGAGGGGUGGGGAGCAGGCGUGGGAGAAGGCGAAGGCACCACUGGAGAAGGUCGCCGCGAUGCUGAAGGAGAAUGACGGACCGUUCUUCUUGGGCGAGCAGGUUUGCUAUGCCGACUUUGUCGUCGUCUCCGUCUUGCAAUUCUGCAAGCGUAUCGGCCAGGAUUUAUAUGAUCGCAUCGUGGCUAUUGACAAGGCUUAUGACGACAUCUACAAGGCUUCUGCCAAGUGGCUUGAGCGUGAUGACCACUAGACGUGCGUAGAAGGGCUCUCGUAGAGAUUGCCAGAUUUGAUAUCUGGGAAGGUGG
Molecule: messenger RNA, 843 nt
Organism: Aplosporella prunicola CBS 121167
Lineage: Eukaryota; Fungi; Ascomycota; Dothideomycetes; Botryosphaeriales; Aplosporellaceae
Exons: 3
Coding region: 63-788 (241 amino acids)
Source: RefSeq, a predicted model, not a curated record